AUGUCUGACAAUACAGAUGAUUAUUCAUACGACUACGAGUAUUUAUACAAGAUAGUGCUUAUUGGUGAUUCUGGUGUUGGUAAAUCUAACUUGUUAUCUCGUUUCACUAGGGAUGAGUUCAAUUUAGAAAGCAGGUCGACUAUUGGAGUUGAGUUUGCCACGCGUACGUUGGAGAUUGACGGCAAAAGAGUCAAGGCACAAAUCUGGGAUACAGCAGGACAAGAGAGGUAUAGAGCUAUAACUUCGGCUUAUUAUAGAGGUGCCCUUGGUGCAUUGAUUGUUUAUGAUAUUGCCAAAACCGAAAGUUACGAAAGUGUUAGCCGUUGGUUGAAAGAGUUGAGGGAGCAUGCAGAUGCAAAUAUUGUUAUUGAGUUGGUAGGCAACAAAUCCGAUUUGGAUCAUUUGCGAGCUGUGCCUACGGAAGAAGCGAGAAAUUUUGCCAUAGAAAAUAACUUGCUAUUCACAGAAGCUUCUGCAUUAAGCUCAGAUAACGUCGAUUUGAGUUUUCAUCAGUUGUUAAAGAACAUAUAUGAGAUGAUUUCAAAACACCAGUUGGAUACUAAUGAGCAAGGUGGCUUGAAGGCAGCAACCAAUGGUCCUACAAUAAGCUUGACACCAGCACCUAAAGAGAAGACUCGUGGUAAGAAUAACGGUGGAUGUUGCUAG
Molecule: messenger RNA, 666 nt
Organism: Lodderomyces oxycetoniae
Lineage: Eukaryota; Fungi; Ascomycota; Pichiomycetes; Serinales; Debaryomycetaceae
Gene: YPT31
Product: Rab family GTPase
Exons: 1
Coding region: 1-666 (221 amino acids)
Biological process (GO): exocytosis
Cellular component (GO): Golgi apparatus; recycling endosome
Molecular function (GO): GTP binding; GTPase activity
Source: RefSeq, a predicted model, not a curated record